Messenger RNA from Brachypodium distachyon (stiff brome), 1230 nucleotides. RefSeq lists its product as uncharacterized. Lineage: Eukaryota; Viridiplantae; Streptophyta; Magnoliopsida; Poales; Poaceae. The record is from RefSeq and is a predicted model, not a curated record. The coding region runs from base 1 to 1230 and encodes 409 amino acids. The transcript has 2 exons.
AUGGCAAAUGCUACCGCAAUAGCCGCCGACGCCAUCGGUAACGGUCCCGAUUGGGCGGGGCUGCCGGAGGAGUUGCUCUCGAUGUUCAUGGAGGCGAUGGAGAUCCCCGACCUCGUCCGCUCCGGCGCUGUCUGCAACUAUGCCCCCGACGCCGCCGGCCUCUGGUGCCCCUUCACCGGUGAUUCUGUCCGAGUCCCCCUGCCGCUGACCCGCUACUUCACGGUCGGCUCGGGACACGGCUGGCUCGCCGCCGCCGACGAGUUCUCCAACCUCCGCCUCCUCAACCCCAUCACCGGCGCCCAGGCCGCGCUCCCGCCCAUCACCGCCCUCCACCACGUCGAGAGCUCCGUCGACGCCGAGGGCCGCCCCAUGUACAACGUCUUUGACAGGGACGACCCGGAGCCGCUCCCCUUCAACCCCCGCGAGGCACGGGGCUUCAUCUACCACCGCGCUAUCCUCUCCUGCAGUCCGUCCGCCGGGAGCGCGUGCGUCUCGCUUCUCUUGCACAUGCCAUUUGGCGAGCUCUCCUACGCCCGAAUCGGCGACGAGCGGUGGACGUGGAUCUCGCGGGACGACCACCAGUGCAUGGGCGGCCACAGCAGGGGCUUCAUGGACGCCCUGUACAACGACGACCAAGGCUUGUUCUACGUUCUUUGUCACUGCAGGUCUGUGUUCACCUUAAAUCUCAACGGGCCAUCCCCUGUUGUGACACAGAUCAUGCAGGGAAUAACGGACGCGUCUGUCCCUGUCCCUCUCCCUUCCGGCAUGUAUAUCCUGCAAGCACCAUGGGGUGAUAUCUUGCAAAUAUUGAGGUGGAGACACUACGAUGAUUCGUCCGCACCUGUGGAGGUUCCUGAAGAUCCAGAGGGACACAAUGAAGAUGACAUGCUCCAGUUUAUGGAGCUCAGGACAACCGAAAUAGAGAUAUAUAAAGUCGAUCUUGACCAGCAGAAGCUUGUGAAGAUGACAAGCUUGGAGGAUCAUGCACUAUUUAUUGGCUACAACGGCACUACGUGUCUUCCUACCAACGAUUUUCCGAUGCUGAAGUCGAACUGCGUCAACAUCACGGAUGACUCUUGUGAGUAUGUCAACAUGUAUGAGCAGAACUGGCGAGAAAUAGGUGUCUGGGACCUGAAAAGCGAGAGUUUUCAGAGCUUCGAUGGCAACGUGCUUCCACAUCCAUGGUUGAAUUGGCCUUCUCCGGUUUGGAUAACUCCCUCACUUUUCUAG